UAUGACACAGAUGGUCUGUACUGAUUGCAACUCGUACGUUUUUACUACCUGUCGGAUUAUAUAAAUAUACAUAUAUAUGCAGAUGCAAAUCUUAGGUUGAGCAUCGACAUCUCAAUGUGCCCGUUAUCCUUGUUUUGUUCUGCCUCUAAAUUUCGGGAUUAUCGGUGAGGGAUCAGUUGUUCCGCAUAGCAAAUUCUGUUGGGAUUUUCAGGAAUCUGAUUCGGUUAAGUGCUAGUGAUUUCGGAAUGUGAUCUCAAGGAUGAUGUGAACCGGUCCAAAGCAAACCUCAAGUGUUUUCGCAUUUUCGUUGACCCAUAAGAUUGAUGCCAUCCGAUAAUAUCGAUAAAAUGGUGCGAGUCCUGGUUGAUGCUGUGCACAUGCAUUGCUCCUUCAAAACGUGAAGAUCCCCCUUUAAUCCAAACAAUUCGCGCUCCAUAAUAUAUCAUGCGGUCUCGGGAUUAUCUGCUUCAACGGUAGUCUGAUAUCGUAUCUGUUAGUUUGUUGUAUCUUCACCAAAUAAAUCAAAAUGAAUGAAGAACGGCAGCUGGUCCGCCCAAUACCGCCGUUUUAGUGAAUGAAUAGAUGAAUAGAAAAUUAUCGCAUUUGGGAAGAAAACGAGAUGAAAAAGGGAAAUAUCAAUGUCGAUAAAAGUGCUGAGUUCAGGUUCCGUCAGUAAGAAAUUGAAGAAAAGUUAGAGGAGUGCGAGGAAAGUCUUAGGCAAUUGUGAAAAUAUGUUUGAUCUCGAUUCGGUGUAAUAAAAAUGUUGGAAAUAAGAAACCCAAAUGGAUUUUUAAUUGAAUUCCGAGUGGAUAAUUUCAAUUAGUCCCGCUUUUCGGUCUUUUUGGCGGAGUGCAGAGAGAGGCUGUAGCGUGGAGUGUUUUGAAAGUGUAUUGCGUUUCGUUCGUCCGAUUGAAGAGGGUGAGAAAGCUCGAUAAUCGCGUCAAUUCCAGACCAAAUGUAUAAAUGAAAAUGAGAAUGGAGCUGCUGCCUGUUGGGGUUAUAUUGUUCCACUUAGCCCUAAUGAUGGAUAUCGUGGCAGGUGUUAAAGAUGUUCCAAUUUACAAAAUGGAAGCCCUAACUGGCGAGACAAUUUAUCUUCCGUGUAAUGUGAGCACUCACGAGCAUGGCGAUGAUAUUGUCUUAAUACUCUGGUACAGAGAGGACAAAGGAACAGCUCCAAUAUACAGUGUCGACAUUCGUGACAGGACAGCGAAAGAACCAAAGCGAUGGUCAAAUGAAACAGUUUUUAGCAAUCGAGCCUAUUUUUUAUUCGAUAAGGAGCCCGGAGAGUUGGCAAUACAAAGCAUUAAUGAGUCCGAUACAGGAUUAUAUCGAUGUAGAGUGGAUUUUAAAGUAGCGCAGACUAGGAACAGUUUCGUCAAUUUAACUGUAAUAACUCCACCUGAACGCAUAAGUAUACGAGAUGAUUCGGGUAUCGAGAGAUCAGCUGUGGUGGGUCCUUACAGCGAAGGACACGUAAUGUCACUUCGAUGUGAAGUUUAUGGUGGAAAACCAACACCGGUCGUGAGCUGGCAACGGGACGGGAUUCCAAUAAUCUCGGAAACAAAUCAUGUCCCGGGUGGUCGUUACGUGGAGAGUGAAAUUAUGCUUGGUCCUCUCGGCCGUGAGGAUUUAAACUCAAGACUGACAUGUAGAGCUACCAAUCAUCCUAGGGCCACGCCUGUCGAGGCUGUCGUCCAAAUCGAUAUGAACUUUGCUCCAUUAAAUAUAAAACUGCUGGGGGCACAUCAGCCAUUAUCGGCAGGACGUAGAUACGAACUAUUGUGUCAAAGCGCCGGGUCUCGGCCAGCUGCGGCGAUAACAUGGUGGUUGGAUGGACAGCGAUUGGAGACUACCACGGAAACGACAUCAAGUGAUGGAAAUCAAACAACGAGCACCCUGUCAAUAACACUAAGCAGAGCCGAUGCCGGCAAGUAUUUAUCCUGCAGAGCGUAUAACCAGGCUGUGCCAUCAGAUACCUUGGAGGAUGGAUGGAAAUUAGAUAUACAAUAUGUUCCUGAGACAACUGUUCGCCUUGGUACGUCCCUCGAUCCAAAUGCUAUCCGGGAAGGAACCGACGUUUACUUCGACUGCCUUGUUACAGCUCAUCCGGCUGUCUAUAAGGUUGAAUGGCGGCAUAAUGGUCGCCCACUGCCCCAUAACAUCUCGCAGGGCGUAAUUAUAAGUAAUCACUCGUUGGUCCUUCAAGGUGUGUCGAGGUCAACGGCUGGUAAUUACUCUUGCGUUGGUUACAAUGCGGAAGGCGAUGGAAUCAGUCCACCGUUCAAGUUGAACAUUUUAUAUGCACCGACAUGUAUGCCGAAUCAGCCUCGAAUUUAUGGCGUCGCUAAACAAGAGGAUGCAAAAAUUAAAUGUACCGUAGAUGCUAAUCCACCCGAUGUUGAGUUCAAAUGGACUUUCAACAAUUCCGCUGAGAGUAUUGAUGUGGCAACAAAUCACAUUAGCCGAUCAGGGACUUCGUCGACCGUUACAUAUACGCCUAUCACAGAGCUGGACUAUGGAACUUUACUGUGCGUGGCCACCAAUAAAAUCGGACGUCAAAGGAUACCAUGUGUGUUUCACAUCAUUGCUGCUGGACGCCCCGACCAAGUACAUAAUUGUACACUUACGAACAUCUCAAUGACAUCGCUAAGUAUCAAAUGCACCGAAGGGUUUAAUGGAGGACUGCAGCAGUCGUUCAUGGUUGAAGUGAAAGACAUGAAUUCGCAGGAAAUCAAGUCGAAUUAUACGUCGCCUGUACCUAGAUUCGCUGUUUCUGGAUUGGUGCCGGGAAGUUUGUACCUUGUAUCGGUUUUUGCAUUCAACACAAAAGGACGAUCUGAUCCAACGACAUUAAAUGCUGCAAUGCUUCGAAUGCCUGAGAAACAAUUAACAUCGGAGAGUGAGAGUCCUCGUCAACCUUUGUUGCUGUCACCUGUACUGUCGCUUGCAAUCGGUCUGACGGCAGCAAUUAUGGUAGCAGGUUUGGCAGUUAUCUUUGCACUCCGAAUUCCCUGCAAGAACUCGAGGCAAAGACGAAAAGAGCUUGCAACAGAUAACACGUCGCGUGAUGGUUCGCCGGGUCCAAGUGACAAAAGUACCGGUAGCAAGGAUGGCAUGGAUGGUAACGAGAGCGACGAGAAAAACCCCGACAUUAUUCCAGAUACAAUGGAUUCCGACGACCAAGUUGAUUACAUAAGACGUCGACAACAUAUAUCAACGAUAGAUACAAGCAGCCCGACAAGAGGUUUAUUGUCCUCGAACACACCUCCACCACAAAAAUACAACACAUCAGGGAUGACGCUGCAUGCAUCCCACAACAACAUGGGCUAUUGUACCCUGAGAAAUGGCUCGCAACCUCCAGCAUCUGUGGGCACCCUUUCCGUGGGCGGUCAUCCCUACACAGGUUCCAUGACGGCGUGCACUUUACCGAGGCAUCCUAACCACCUUUGGCCUUCGUAUAGUGGAACUAUUGCCGGUGUCCGACAGCUACAACCAAUACCCUCGAUACAGCAACUCCCGCCCUUACAGCCAGGUCAUCAGGUGCAACCGCACCCCCAACCACCACCAGAUAUGACAGUCGUGACCCCCGCUACGAUAGCCCUCCAGCAUCUCGGCUCAAGUCAGCGACCCCGAGUGUGUAUUGGAUUGAGUGAUGAUGAGGUCAACGCUCAAACCCCUCUCAUGCUCAAGCACGAGAGCACAGUAUGACUAUAGGAGCAACACGGGGUCGGUGAUACGGCCCUGUGAUAUAGUUUAAAUUAAUAAAUUUACCGUUCGAAAAUUAAUAAGAGGUGUUCUCCGUUGUUUUCCGAAGUAGUAUUUAGUUGUGACCUCUGAUUUUUUCCAAUUUUGAUUUACACUCUUGGUAUGCGCAAGAAUAUUUUCAGAGCUCCGCUUGUGGAAAAACAUUUCUAGAACAUUCACAACUAAUGAAAAUAAAGAAUAACAUGACAAAAUUUACGAAACGUUGGGAAUUAUGGUAAGUCCUUUUUUACGUACAUAUAUAGAAUAAUUCAGCGUAGGAACAAACACCGGUUUGAAUAAUAUUUGCCAAAAUGGAAUGAAAUCGUGAGAAGUCCCCAAUAGGAAAUAUGUAAUGUUGAAAUCUGUUGAAAUAAAUGUAAAAAGUAAGAAAAGUGAAGAAAUAAACUGAACUACUCGACAUUUUUACGUGUGUACAAUCGAAGCAAAAUACAACUUUAUCCAGAUAACUGGCGAACAUGUACUUACGGAAAGCGUUUUUAUAAACAGAGCAUGUCCCUUUAAGGUUGCAGUAGUAAAGCAGGUCAUACAUGUUUGAAAUUUAAUUUCGGUUAUCCACGUUUGUACGUUGACAAAAAGUAAUGGUCGGCUAAGCUAAGCUUCACUUUGCUGGGAGCAUUUUCCUUUUAUCGUUUCUGGUCACAUCGAAAUCGAGGACAAUGAACACUCCAGUGGACUUAUCGCCACCUUAACUUCUUCGGGCUAAAUAUGCAGCAUUCGCCAAAGGUGGAUUUCAAUUCAUCAGUACUACGUAAAUCAACUGAGAAUAAUCAAAAGUGUGAGGGGUGCAUCCCCAUCCAUCAUCAUCAAUCAAAAAAGUUAGUUGAUUUUAGGAGAAAUAAAUCCUAGUUGAAAUUAUAUUCUGUAAAAUACUAAUUUCCUCGUUGGUUUUUGGUUGAACGUUUCUAAAAGAGAAUAUUUAUUUAGUGAAUAUCUACGGCUUUGUGAUAAAUUAAUUAUGUAUCAAAUUUCUAAGUAUUAUGUCGUCAAACGCGUUUCAUGAAAACCAUUUCGACUUUUGUUUGUACUUUGUUGCACGUUCUCCAUUCGAUCGAAAUAUUCAAUAAGCAAACUGAGUUGAAAGGGGUAGUAACGAAGGUGGUUAAUUGCGACUGCAACAGACUUGUUUACAUACUCAUGUAAAUAGACAAUUUAAAUGAAAUAAUUUUUCAAAGAAAUGUGAAUUAAAGUUUUUUAACUGAAUUUGAACCUGUAUAUAAAUAAAUAGAUGUAUAAAAUUUUUAUUAUAUAGAAUAACGGUGGUGAAUGGUUAGGAGAAAAAAUCAAACAUAAAAUAUAUAAAAAAAGAACCUAAAAUAUAUGAAGUAAAAUAGAUAUAUUUUAUGAAAGAGAGAAGCGAGAUAUAAAUAACCAAAUACUCUGACAAUUUUAUGUCAGAAAAUAUUCGUGGUUUAUUGAAAUAAUGUGAGAAUUAUAAAUUAAAUAAUUUAUGGAAUCUGGUUGGGGAAUGUCGCGUUCCGAUGUACCAAACAUGUUGCUAUUUUUUACUUAUCCACUAUAUGUAUGUAUGUACAUACUACAUAUAUGUUCAACUUAUUUUCGAAAAAGAUACGAAAAACUAAGCAAUUAAACAAUAAAACAGGGUGAAAUUCACUAUGAAAAUAUCCAUAAUAUGCAUCCAACUCAUAUAAGAUAUGAUUUAAAUGGUUAAAGCAGUUGUUCUUUGAUUACCGAGUUUUUAGACAACGAAAAUGCGAACCCAUAUUUCCUUUCGUUCUCCUUUGAUUCAAGGUUCACACUUGAAAUUGUUAGAAAAAGCUUUAAAUUUAGAUAUUGUUAUUUUCGUUGUUCCAUUGCUUUUGUAUUAAGUUUCAGUGAGUUAAACCCAAAAAUUUACUAGCAUUUUGCGAAAUAUUAAUAACGAAAAAACUGAUGUUCAGUCAUUUUUUGUGCACACUUUGUAUAUAAAUUAUGAAUAUAUUGUAUGGAA
Messenger RNA from Hermetia illucens (black soldier fly), 5716 nucleotides. RefSeq names its product kin of IRRE-like protein 1 (gene side-VII). NCBI's taxonomy places the organism in Eukaryota, Metazoa, Arthropoda, Insecta, Diptera, Stratiomyidae. The transcript is spliced from 16 exons. The record is from RefSeq and is a predicted model, not a curated record. Gene Ontology annotation, molecular function: protein binding. Bases 964 to 3711 code for a protein of 915 amino acids.